Messenger RNA from Paraphaeosphaeria sporulosa, 813 nucleotides. RefSeq lists its product as uncharacterized. The record is from RefSeq and is a predicted model, not a curated record. The transcript has 2 exons. Bases 1 to 813 code for a protein of 270 amino acids. NCBI's taxonomy places the organism in Eukaryota, Fungi, Ascomycota, Dothideomycetes, Pleosporales, Didymosphaeriaceae.
AUGAAGCCAAAAUCGUCGUCCCGCUGCGCGACCUGGAGCUUCCUCUUCCUCUCCCUGUACGCAGCAGCCGGUCUCUGCACGCCCACAGCAGGACCUCUUCUCCAGCCCGGAGCACCAUCUCCCGCCCCCGCUCGACAUCCAGCUCCACCCGGGCGCCAAGCUCAAUCAUCUCCAAGCCAGCUUCUUCGGGAUCAAGCUCAGGCUCAAGACGCAGCUCGUUCUCCCUCUGGUCUCGCAAGCCGAAGCCCGCAGCCGCAGCCCCAGCCCCAGGUGGACCCGCUGCCCUCAAGCAGCGAGCGCCAAAGCAAAAGUCGCGCCCGACGUCGCUCCGCAGCCUCGCGACGAGCAAAUACAGGGGUAUGCACCUUCACGGUCUCCCAAGUCCAAGUCUGCACUCCGGAUUCCACUUCGCCGGCGCUGGCCAACUACCUGCAAAUUAACACGCUGUACUCGCCGUAUAACGCGGACGCGGCCGAGGUCGACAACGUCCGCCACCAGAGGCCGAUGCAGGAGUUCAACAGCUACCAGCGCCUGCUUGCAGACCAGCCGUGGGACGUUGCCCGUGUGGAGGGGGACAGCCGCACGCUUACUAUCAUCGAGGGGGAGGACGGCGACCUCCGCAUGUCGUAUGGCGGCGCGGGGUGGACGGAGGAUUCCAGGGCUGGGGAUGGGCAAGCGGGCUGGUGCGAGGAGGCCGAGUGGUAUGAAGCAGAGGACUGGAGCUGUCCGCAUGGGGACACGAAAACGCAGAGGAAAAGGACGAUUCACUGCGGCUUUCCAUGCGCGCGGAUCGAGCGGCUGGAACUGAAAUGA